Manduca sexta (tobacco hornworm) is the source of this 6632-nucleotide messenger RNA. RefSeq names its product eukaryotic translation initiation factor 2-alpha kinase. The record is from RefSeq and is a predicted model, not a curated record. The transcript has 15 exons. Gene Ontology annotation, biological process: protein phosphorylation. Lineage: Eukaryota; Metazoa; Arthropoda; Insecta; Lepidoptera; Sphingidae. Gene Ontology annotation, molecular function: protein binding; protein kinase activity; ATP binding. The coding region runs from base 143 to 3040 and encodes 965 amino acids.
GCUGACAGUUGUUACGUGGACUUUGGUGAUUGUGGACUGCAGUCAGCUGCGUCUAUUCCUGUAAUACUUUAUAAAGUUUCGUAAUUAAAAUAAAUAGCCGGCGUAAGGUUGAAAUGUCCGAAUUUCAUUUAGCAAUAAUAAAAUGUCGGAUUGGAUUUGGCGAAUGAUAUUGCUGAAAAGUGCGUUUCUAACUCUUACCUGCAAUAUUAGUUAUCUACGUGCGGACGAUGUAGUGCAAAAGUUACCUUUUUGCAAUCCCUCCAACGCCAAGGAUGCACCGGCGUAUAAUGACCUAGUGAUCAUCAGCACGUUGGAUGGCCGGGUCACCGCCUUCUCCACACAGAAUGGUAACAAGGCCUGGGAUCUCGAGACCCAGCCUUUGUUAUCUUCAAAUCUGCAUCAUGUUGAGCUGACAGCUGGCGGUAAAUGGGUGCGGCUGGUACCUUCCCUCAGAGGCUCUCUCUACAGCCUCAGCGGAGACACCAUAGAGCCCCUGCCCUUUGACGCUGAGCAACUCCUGUCGUCUUCCUUCAAGUACUCUGACGACCUGGUCAUCGCCGGCGCCCGUGAGACGCUGUGGGUGGGUGUGGACGCGAACACGGGCGGCGUGGUGUACGAGUGCGGGUCGAGCGGGUGCAACAACGAGCAGCAGACCGCCGGCGCGAGCCGCGACGUGCUCGUGCUGCGUCGACACUCCAACACCGUCAGGGCGCUGGACCCCAGGAACGGGAAUGAGAAGUGGAACUUCAGUGUAGCUGAGCACCAACUGGCCAUGAACCGGCGUGAAUGUGUGGGUGGUACCGGCCCACGGCCCGCCGCCCCCGUGCACGUCACGGUGGCGCUGCACGACGGGGUCGUCGCCAUCAGGACUCCUGAGGGUCGGCAGCUCAUGUGGCAGAGAAAGUUGGAAGCGCCAGUGGCUGGCAUGUGGAGGCUGCACGAAGGCUCCCUGCAGCACAUCGACGUCCUGUGGGAGGCGACGCAGUCCAUCGUGGAGGGGGGCAUCACGCAACACCCCUCUUUGUACAUAGGAGUGCAUGAUACACAGCUGUACAUACAAGAGAGUCAGUACUACUCUCGCAAGAUCGAGACGGCGGUGGCGACCAAGCCGCUCCCCUGGAAGUUGGUGACAGCCCGGCCGCUGAUCACCGACAGCACAGGAGAGACAGCACUGACUGUCCAGGAUACUGACACUACACUGUCACUCGUCACGCUGUACGGCAAUGGCGGCCUGGCUGGUGACCAUGGCUUCUUCCUCUACCUGCAAGAGACGUGUGACCAAGCAGUGCAAGUCACGGAAGACGCUCUGGAUGCAGAAGCAGCUCCCAACAACAGCCAAGACAAUUCCCACCACCACAUCCAUGUCCACGUGUACUCCCUCUGGUUCUGGUGGAAGGAAGUCCUGCUCAUCGCUGUCAGCUCAGCAUUACUCCUCAACCUGAUGAUAUGGCCGAGAUUCUUUGCUCCAAAAGUCCGUCCCACCACACCUCUACCCCUGAACCAGGAGUAUAUUGUGGUGGAGAGGCAUUAUGAAAGACCGCCGUCUGUCCCGGAAUAUUCUGGAAGAUAUGAGAACGAUUUCACCCCGUUGAGGUGCUUGGGUAGGGGGGGAUUUGGUGUCGUGUUUGAAGCUAAGAACAAUAUUGAUCAUUGUUCGUAUGCUAUCAAGAGGAUCACGCUGUCAAACCAAGAACAAAAGCGGGAGCGUGUCCUCCGCGAGGUGCGUGCGCUCGCGCAGCUGGACCACGAGAACAUCGUGCGGUACUUCAACGCCUGGCUCGAACAUCCGCCGCCCAACUGGCAACGCCGACACGACCAGCAGUGGAUGCGGCAGCUGGAAGGCGUGUCGGUGCUGAUGUCGGAGUCGUGCAGCGCCGCGUCUCCGGCGCCACACGGGUGCGGCUCCGUGAGACUCGACCUGCAGAAAUGCGACGAGUGUGUCGACGCACUGGAAUUCGACAACAAAAUGUCGGAGCCUAAGAGGUAUAGGUCGCGAAGCUGCAACGAAUCAUUCAGCAUUGUUUUCGAUGAGAACGCAUCAAGUCCCCAUCUAUCUUCCAAAACGCCUACAAAACAACUAACGGAUGACGGGCUACCGAACACACUCAGCAAACGAGCGACGACUGACGACGAUUCGUUCAUAGUGUUCGCGAACCCGGACGAAUUGUCCAAACAUUCGGCGAGCUUGUCAGUUCCCGGACAGUAUUCAGGAUCAGGGCUUUCGGAGGCGAAAAAAAAUUCCUCGUUUGAUAAAAGACUUGAGAGGGUCAAGCAGGCUGAUUAUAAGACUGGGAGUUCGAGUGGUAAGAAGAAGAAAGGCCACACACGCCACUGGUCUUUAGACAUGGUGGUCCGCGAAAGCGUCCGGUCGCGCGACGACGAGCCGCGCAUGUUCCUCUACAUACAGAUGCAGCUGUGUUGCCGCGACAGUCUGCACGACUGGCUGCGGAACAACAGGACCAGGGACACCAGGGCACACCACGUGAAGAACCUGUUCCGGCAGAUAGUGUGUGCAGUGGAGUACGUCCACCUGGCGGGUCUGAUCCAUCGCGAUCUGAAGCCCAGCAACAUCCUGUUCGCGCCGGAUGGCCGCGUGAAGGUGGGCGACUUCGGGCUGGUGACCAGCAUGGCGGACGCUAGUGGAGACAGCGGCGCGGCUGACUGCCAACAUUGUCCUGAGCAGAGACAUACUUACAGAGUCGGUACACACCUAUAUAUGUCACCAGAACAGCUACAAGGCCGUCCGUACAGUUACAAAGUGGAUAUCUACUCGCUAGGCCUGAUCCUGUACGAGUUGCUGCAACCGUUCGGCACGGAGUCUGAGAGGGUCACGUGUCUGCUCAAACUGAGGAACCAUAUGGAGUUGUCUGAUGAGUUCCGGAGUCAUUAUCCUAGUGAGACGGAGGUGCUGAAGCUGAUGCUGAGCGAGGAGCCGGGCCGCCGCCCCACCGCCAGCGGCGUGCGAGCUCGCGCCCCGCUGCUCGAGCAGACCGACGAGAGGUACCACUUCACGCUGCCCAGCAUGGCCGCCGUCGCAUAGAUACCAACCUCAGCACACCGGCACGAGUCGUGAGCACACUUGAAGUUAACUCGUUUGACGUCAAACUCGCCGAUGUUGCGUAAGAUUGGUUCUAUACACUUUUGUUAUUGAAUCGCACCAUCUUACAUGGGCAGCGAAAUUCUUCUCGAGAUCCAUAGAGCUAGACACUCUUAGAUACGGAUGUUAUAAUUAAUCUAUAACGAAAAACAAUGCUUAAUUUUUUUAAUUGAAAAUAAUUCAUUGAAACUUGUUUAUGGAUCAAGUACGCAAUACAGCUCUUAUAAUAAUACUUACAAAAGGGAUCAUAGAAAGAAAAUUAGGUAUUGAAAUAUUUGACGCUCGUUGAUUCGGACGUGUCAAUGGACUGCUGUACAUUUGCAAUGCCUUUCCCCACCAGCCUUCGUCUGUGCUCACGACUCGUACAGAUAUCUAUGCCGCUGCAAAUGUUCAUGAAUAGUCGGGUUGAGUUUCCUUGCGUAUUAAGCUAGCGAGUGACUUUGUAUAGAAAAAAUAAAGUAAUAUCGAUAUAUAGAAAAUAUUUAUCGAUACAACUCGGUAUCGUGUAUCGAUAAUUACUAUUACUUGUUGGCCUGCUUCAGUAAUAAAAAAAAUAAAGUAUCAGAUACAUAGAAAAUGUCGAUACAACUUGGUAUGGUGUGUCUUUUUAUUAUAUUUUCUAAGACAGUUUCAUUGUUCCAUUUGUUAUAUACAACGUGAAAACCUUUAGUUAGAUUUUGAGUAUUCUAACAAGUACCUAAGCGCGAAUUCGAAAAUUGAAGUGAAAAAUAUUAGAAUGUUAUACACAUCAUUAUAUUUACAGACAAAUCAGGGUAUCGGAUGUUAUCUAUAGUGAGUGUUGUCGAUAAAAAUGCAUUUAUCGAUAUCGAUAGUGGAUGUAAUAUUUGUACUUACUCAACAUUCCUAAGAGAAUGAUUGCGUUUCGUAGAUGUCGUUCAUCUAAAAUGUUGUUUAAUUUAAAGUACAAGUGUAUUUCGAUAUUCGUAUUAAUAUUUUAUUUGCCAUAGGCAUAAAUUUAAUUAAUGACUUUAUGUUGUUAUAAAAGAGAAUUGAUGUAAUAAAUAUGAUAAAUAUUUCGUCGAUAAAAGCAAUCUUAUGUUCCCAGUGAUAUUGUAAAACAAUUUACAAAGAUGUCACCAAAAUUAAAUAGAAUAAGAAACAGUAUUGUAAGUUACAAUUUUAGAGUAUUCAUGAAGAAACUAAUUAUAGAGGCAAUGUUAAAAUAUCGAUAAGUGAAGUCUUAUAAUUUUUUAAAAGUAUUAAUAGUUUCAGAAUGUCUUGGGAUUUAUCUAUAUAACUAUUAUUCUUCAACAAUACAUUAAUUAUAAGUAAUAACUAAUUACAUUUUAAUAGCAUCGCCUUUCUAUCACUUGAUACGAUUUAUUGAAUAGUAAUAAUAUAUUCGUUUAACAACGCCAUAUUUCUAUGAGUAGUCAAAUUAAUAAUGGAUAUAUCGAGAAAUGUGACUUAAUGCUCAGAUAAUAACAAACAAUUCUCGAUGACAGCGAUUCAUUGAGUCCUAAUUCGAUAAAUCAUGUAUGUUUGAAUUAUUUUUAUGUACAAUUUCUGUAUAAGGCAUUUAUUUCUUUACGUAAUUAAUGACUAACGCCAGUCUAUAUAAAUGUAAAGGUAGUUGUGAAUGCCGUCGUAUUUUAGCAGGUUUAGAUCUCGUUUAGGUCCAUAAAGUUAAAAUAGAGGCCUUACACAAAUUAUCUAAUUAAAGACAAUGUAUUUAUUAUCUCACUCUAUAGAUACUUUUUCCUUCUAAUUGAAUGAAAAUAAAAUACUAUAACAAUAAUUGGCUACUUUGACCGAUGACAGCCUCUAAGUAAGACAGGGCAGCAAGCUAUUAAUUCGUGUCCAUUGACGUAUAUUCUAUAGACAUGAACGUCCAUAUAAACUAUUUGUUCAAAAUCUGAACUAAAAUGGCAACCAAAAUGUCACUGUCAUAACCUAUUUAUUCACUUGAACAGCAAAUAGUUUUACUUAUUUCACUAAUAUUUUUUAUUAUAUCGAUGAUUCGUUUCAAUAUAAUAGUAUGGUAUCUUUUUGUUUAUCUUAUGAUAUACAAUAAAAUAUGGCAAUCGUCUACGGAGAUGAAUAUACGAGACACCACAUCUGUUGUUUAUGGAUUAAAUGUUUAUUAAAACUACUUAUAACAUGACGGUGCGAUGGUGAAGUGACUAACUUCAGACUAGUAAAAAGUAUGGCGAAAUUUUAUUAAUUUUAUAAUUGUAAAUAUUUAUUAAUCAUUUACGAAAAGUAGCAUUAGAGGCUUUUCGAAAAUGAUUGACUGAUUCGUGUAUUUUAAGUCUAGUUAUAAUUUUAUUUAUUAAGAACGAUAAAUCUUUGUUAUCAUUGUCUUCCGCAACAUUGCGAGGUUAUUUGAGUAAUUUCUGAUUUUUCAAUUGUCAGAUAAGUUAUUCGUUGACCGGUUUACUAAACAAUACGACCUCGACAAUGAACCAAUCAUAACAUGUCAUUUGAAAGUGUGUCAAAACACUUUGUUCUUUUUGGUUCAUUUUUAUGAUGGAUUGCAGAAAGGGAUCGGAGUCGUUCGUUGAAAAUGGCGGGAAAAUACAGAUUAAAAAUGAAAUUAACAUUAUUAAAAUCGUUCAAUUGUCUAUCAAUAGGGUCAAUGAUGGAUUCUGACAAUUAAAAAAUCGAUUAUAAAUUAAGCAAUAAUUAGUAUAGAUUUGUAAGACUGUUGGUUGAAUGUCGAUGGAGAGUAUUUUUGUAUCGUGUAUAUUUGAAGCUAAUGUUUGAUAUGGGAAAGAUAAGUGUAUUUACAAGCCGUUCAAUGCGAAUGUAAAGAACAUCUUAUCAAUUAUGUUUAAUGUAAAUAAACACUUAUCAAAUGUGUCUAGUGUAUUUGGUUUGAUUCCGUAACACGUGUGAUGACUAUAAUUAUAAGGGACUUUGCACGAACUAAAGGCGACACUAAACGACACUAGAGCCACUGUGUGGAAGAAAAAAAAGACUCCCGACCUAAAAUGUGUUUAUUUUUUUUCUAAUAUGACAAAAAUUAUGUAAUAUAUUUCCUGGAUUGUUAUCGAUAGGUAGAAAGUGCUUUUUUUUAGAUGGAAUCAGGCUUAUUUGGAUGGUAUUGAAGUAAAAUUAUGAGGUUAUGUUCACUUAAUUAAUGAUUUGUUUGCGAAUAUUAACUACAAAACUAUUUUUACAAAUUACAUUAUGAGAAAUUCCAAAAAGCUUUUUGAAGUAUUUUUAUAAAGUUUAUUAAUUUUUGACCAUUUUCACAUUAUAUUUUAUGUAUUUGAGGAUCCAUUUUCCAAUGCCAAGUAUUGAAUGGUAAUAGAUUCAAUUUGCGCCACUAGAUGGCAGUGCUUUCUUCGUGCACGUUCCUUGUAGGAUGAGUUGUGGUAAUAUAUUUCAAGAGCUAGUGCUUAUUAGUUCGGAAUGGCACGAAAUCGUCCUAUUUUAGGAUUAUACUGGAAAUGGUAUAAUAUUAACAUUAUGGGACCCCAUAUGAGAAAAUUGAAAUAAAGCACGAGCAAUAUGAAUAUGUAAGAAUUCUGAUAACUGUUUUUUUAUUAAAAUGCUUGUUGCAGAAUUA